CUAUGUCCAUGCUUUAGGCUUGUUGGUUCGGGAGUUGAUAGUCUGCGUAGUUUUUCGUUCCAACAGUGCUCCAAAAUUUUUGUGGCGCGAAUGUUUGAUUGAAAAAUUUCAUAAGCGACUACUUCUCAAGAUGGCAGCUAAAGACGCCAACGAUACCGUGCUCGAAGUCACAACCCCAAUAAUUCGGGGAAAGCAACCUUACGCAGAUUUUUGGGGCAUCACUCAAAUGCGAACUGUGAGAGUCAGCUACAUAUGGACCAUAAAAGAUUUCAACAUUCUGAUGUCCAAAAAGGUAGAUGCGAUUUUCACCGAAGAAUUCGCAGCAGAACAUGCUCCUCACGUAGUGUGGCAGAUGAUAUUGAGAAUUGGCCCCAACGAGCAAGAAGAUCUGCAGUUAGAACUGCACCACGUUCAAAAGAAGUCUAUUCCAUACAAACUUUUACUGAAAGCCAACAUUUCAAUUCUCAAUGCCGAAUCUGAAAGAAAUCACGCUGCUGCAACUUUCGAAGGGUUCUCGAAAGAAAAGGACAAGUGGGAGAAGCUGGAUUUCGUUUCGAAAGCCUUGUUGAUGGAAAAUCCAGACGAUCUUCUACCCAGAAAUUCUCUCACUCUAUUCUGUGAGAUCUCGCAGUCUGGAUAUUUUAAUAUUCAGAAGGACAAGAACGUUCCAAUCUAUGAAGAUCGAAUGUCGGAUGACAUUUCAAAACUUUUUGAGAACUCCUUGUGGGCUGAUGCUUAUAUAAAUGUCCAAGAAACAGUUUUCAAAGUACGCAAAGCUGUUUUAGCGGCACGAUGUCCAGUUUUCUGGGCAAUGUUUAAGCCAGAUAUGAGGAUGAAGGAGGAAAUUGAAAGCGUCGUAGAAAUUAAAAAUAUCAAGCCGAAAGUAUUCCGAGAAGUUUUGAGAUAUAUGUACACUGGUGAAAUAGAAAGUGCUGAUGAGACAGUAAUAGAAAUUCUGAUAGCUGCUGAUGAGUACAUUUUAGAGGGCCUCAAAAUAAUUUGCGAAAACACCCUAUACGAGAUUAUAAAAGCUAGAAAUGCCAUGAAUAUUCUUGUGGUUGCAGAUCAACUCGAGAUGAGCGCUUUGAAACAACAAGUUUUAAAAUUUAUCAAAAAUAAUCUAGCGGAUGUGAUGAAAUCAAAAAGUUGGGAUGAGGUUCUCGUUUCGCAUGUGGAUCUUGCAACAGAAAUCAUGCAACUGCACAUUUCUGAGUAGUUUUCUUUAGUAUGACGUAAUAUUUUGUUAAGAUAUUUUAUACGGUUAAAAAUUUCAGAAAGAUUUUACAAUGCUUUAAGAUAUAUAUUUUUUAUAUAACGAUGAAUGAUUACCGUAAAAUUGCCAGUCUUUUAAUUUUAAAAAGUGUCAUAACGGUGAAUGAUUACCGUAAAAAUGCCAGUGUUCUAAUUUCAAAAAGUUUCUGGCGU
This is a messenger RNA of Belonocnema kinseyi, 1425 nucleotides long. Its product is annotated as speckle-type POZ protein B-like. Lineage: Eukaryota; Metazoa; Arthropoda; Insecta; Hymenoptera; Cynipidae. Gene Ontology annotation, molecular function: ubiquitin protein ligase binding. The coding region runs from base 131 to 1216 and encodes 361 amino acids. Gene Ontology annotation, cellular component: cytoplasm. Gene Ontology annotation, biological process: proteasome-mediated ubiquitin-dependent protein catabolic process; regulation of proteolysis. The transcript is spliced from 2 exons. The record is from RefSeq and is a predicted model, not a curated record.